Messenger RNA from Jatropha curcas, 1826 nucleotides. RefSeq names its product phospholipase A(1) DAD1, chloroplastic. Lineage: Eukaryota; Viridiplantae; Streptophyta; Magnoliopsida; Malpighiales; Euphorbiaceae. Gene Ontology annotation, biological process: lipid metabolic process. Gene Ontology annotation, molecular function: glycerophospholipase activity. The record is from RefSeq and is a predicted model, not a curated record.
UUCUCCAUUUAAUGAGCUUCCUCUCGCUCUUAACUCUUCACUUUCUCUGUCUCACCUUUCUCGUCAUUAAAAGCGCCAGCUCCGAUUUCUCUCUCUACGUACAAUUUUUGGCUCUAUAAAAACCCCCGCCUUCAAAGCUCUCUGGACGCAACAAUCACAAUCAUUCUCUAUUUCGUCUCCUUAUCAACCAUUCCCACUUAAAAAAAAAACGGAAGUAAGUGCAGGUUAAGAGCGGAAUCUACGUUAGAGAUUAUAUUCUUGAAAAUGAGACUCUCUCUUGGACCUGCACUACCAUACACUCUCCCCUCAAGACACUUCAGAAUAGAGUGCUGUACACUCACUCAACCAUUAAGAAUCAACAGAAAGUCUAUAGAAAACAAACAUCCCAAGAAAUGGGAACGCCUGCUGGACCCGGUUGACAGCGACCCAUUCUCAUACUUGUCUGCCGCAUCUAGACCGGUUAAACUAGCUGAUAAAUGGAUGGAUUAUCAAGGUAUCCAGAACUGGGAAGGUAUGCUUGACCCGCUUGAUGAUAAUCUGCGUGGCGAAAUUCUCCGAUACGGAGGAUUUGUUGACGCUGCAUAUAAAUCCUUUGACUUUGAUCCUUCAUCAUCCACCUACGCCACCUGCCGGUUUCCGAAAAACACAUUGCUCGAUCGGUCGGGUUUACCAGAAACAGGUUACCGGCCAACUAAAAACCUCCGUGCUACAUCUGGUGUCCAACUGCCACGUUGGAUAGAAAAGGCGCCAAGCUGGGUGGCAACUCAGUCCAGUUGGAUUGGCUACGUGGCAGUAUGUCAGGACAAGGAGGAGAUUGCUAGACUAGGACGAAGGGACGUGGUAAUUGCUUAUAGAGGUACUGCCACUUGCCUGGAGUGGUUAGAGAAUCUACGCGCCACUCUGGCUCAUUUACCCGAUGCAGACUCUGACAAGAGUACUGCAAGAUACGCACCCAUGGUGGAGAGUGGAUUUUUAAGUCUUUACACUUCUAGACCCACAGUGGGCCCAAGUCUACAAGAGAUGGUCCGUGAAGAGAUCCACCGGCUUCUUGAAUCGUACGGAGACGAGCCACUUAGCUUGACAAUCACAGGCCACAGCCUCGGAGCUGCUCUCGCUAUUCUCACUGCCUAUGACAUCAAAACCACAUUCAAACGGGCACCGCUGGUCACCGUCAUCUCUUUCGGCGGUCCCCGUGUCGGAAACAGGAGCUUUCGCCAACAUUUGGAAAAACAAGGCACUAAAGUAUUACGUAUAGUAAACUCCGAUGAUCUGAUAACAAAAGUACCUGGUUUCGUCAUCGACGGAGAAAACGACCAAAAAAUGAACGUGGCUGGCCUCCCUAGCUGGCUCCAAAAGCAGGUGGAGCAGAUGCAACUGGUUUACGCCGACGUCGGAAGAGAACUAAGACUGAGCAGCAAGGACUCUCCAUACAUGAAUGGCGUGAACGUAGCUCGGUGUCACGAACUUAAGACUUACUUGCACUUGGUAAACGGAUUCGUGAGCUCCAGCUGUCCAUUUAGAGCGACGGCCAGGAGGGUUUUGGUUAACCAGAGUAGAUAAUGAAAAGCAGUAGAUAGGGUUUUAGAAUCAAAGACCCACAUAGAAAAUGACAAACGAUGUCCUUACAUCAAACUGUUGUAAGGACAAUAUAACCUUUUUAAUUUGUACAUAGAUAUGUGAUUCUUUAUUAAGAAAAACUAUACCAAGUCUAUAUUCUACUUUCAGCAGAGACUAACAUGCGCAGUGGAUAAUCCAUCAAUUUUUUUACCCGCAUUUCACUGCAAAACUAUAAGAACAUACUGUACUAUCACAUGGCUUUGAGUGCG